UGAAAUAAGCAGGCUGCGAAGAUUGAAACAGGAUCCCGAAGCUGAAAUUUAAUUUCCUCCCCACCUUUCUGACAGCUGCCGCGGCACUUCGCAGGUUGAGCAGACGGAUCUCUGCUUUUGGACGUCACUCAAGUGCCAUUUUCGCAUCCAGGACUAGAAAGGACUGCUUGCAAACUUUCAAGGGCAAUUAAGAACAGCUGUUGGGUUUUCUUUCUUUUUUAGAUUUCCCCCCACUCUGUGGGUUCCGACAAAGAGAGAAUCAUGGCUGACAGCCAGUCGCCCUUUUCCUGCCAUUAUCCUGGGCGGCACCGAAGCCUUCGAGACCCAUUCAGAGAAUCCAGCUUGUCUUCUCGACUCUUGGAUGAUGACUUUGGAAUGUCCCCCUUUUCGGGAGACCUAACUGCGGACUGGCCGGACUGGGCUCGCCCACGGCUGACCACAGCAUGGCCAGGCCCGCUGAGAUCAGGGAUGGUCCGGAGCACAGGUCUUUCUCCACCGGGCUACGGCUCCAGGUUUGGGGGCUACACGGAAGGGGCUCCCUUUGGGGGAAGCCCUUCGUCCUUGUCUGGAGAGCCAUGGAAAGUGUGCGUCAACGUGCAAAGCUUCAAACCGGAGGAACUGACUGUGAAAACCAAAGAUGGUUACGUGGAAGUGUCAGGUAAACACGAAGAGCAACAAGAAGAAGGAGGAAUAGUCUCCAAGAACUUCACUAAGAAAAUCCAGCUUCCUGGAGAGGUGGAUCCUACCACAGUCUUUGCUUCCUUAUCACCAGAGGGGCUACUGAUCAUCGAGGCUCCUCAGAUACCUCCCUACUACCAGUACGGAGACAGUAGCUAUGGUAACGAGAUACCUGUGGACAACCAAGAAGCCACCUGUGCCUGAAGCUCUCCUUGCAUUUCCUCCCCUUCAACCCUUGCUCUUCCCUCCUUGUGUGACUGCAUUCACCAAAAGUCGAUUUGAUUUUGUACAUUUUCUUAUAAGAUCCUCUUUUGUAAAAACAUGCCCUGCUGCUUCCC
Messenger RNA from Euleptes europaea (tarantolino), 1016 nucleotides. It is a transcript of the gene HSPB8, whose product is annotated as heat shock protein family B (small) member 8. The transcript has 3 exons. Gene Ontology annotation, molecular function: protein homodimerization activity. The record is from RefSeq and is a predicted model, not a curated record. Gene Ontology annotation, biological process: cellular response to unfolded protein. Bases 262 to 882 code for a protein of 206 amino acids. Gene Ontology annotation, cellular component: cytoplasm; protein folding chaperone complex; nucleus. Lineage: Eukaryota; Metazoa; Chordata; Lepidosauria; Squamata; Sphaerodactylidae.